Molecule: messenger RNA, 1208 nt
Organism: Pteronotus mesoamericanus
Lineage: Eukaryota; Metazoa; Chordata; Mammalia; Chiroptera; Mormoopidae
Gene: FAHD1
Product: fumarylacetoacetate hydrolase domain containing 1
Exons: 1
Coding region: 259-924 (221 amino acids)
Cellular component (GO): mitochondrion
Molecular function (GO): acetylpyruvate hydrolase activity
Source: RefSeq, a predicted model, not a curated record
AACAACCCUAGAGCCUCCGCCUCUUUCGCGGGACCUGCCAGGCGUCCCAACGCCCAGAGGCCCAGGGGUUGCCACUAGACAGCGGUUCCCAGGAGGCCGAGCGCCGCGACUCCGGUGCACCAGAAGGAGCACAAGCACAGCGAGCGGUUACGGUCGGGAUUGCGCUCUAAGAUAGUUCGUCCUCUUGGGGUAGCCGUAGGCGUCAGGGGACCUGCUCCGGCCGAAUCCACGUGACUCUAGGGGCUCUUGGCUAGGGCUAUGGCGGCUUCCAGGCCGCUGUCUCGCUUCUGGGAGUGGGGGAAGAACAUCGUGUGUGUGGGUAGGAACUACGCGGACCACGCCAGGGAGAUGCAGAGCGCGGUGCCCAGCGAGCCCGUGCUCUUCCUGAAGCCGUCCACCGCCUAUGCCCCCGAGGGCUCGCCUAUCCUCAUGCCCGCUUAUAGCCAGAAUGUGCACCACGAGCUCGAGCUGGGCGUGGUGAUGGGCAAGAGCUGCUGCGCCGUUCCGGAGGCCGGGGCCAUGGACUACGUGGCCGGUUAUGCCCUGUGUCUGGAUAUGACCGCAAGGGACGUGCAGGACGAGUGUAAGAAGAAGGGGCUGCCCUGGACUCUGGCAAAGAGCUUCACAACCUCCUGCCCUGUCAGCGCUUUCGUACCCAAAGAGAAGGUCCCCGACCCUCACAACCUGAAGCUUUGGCUCAAGGUCAAUGGCGAGCUCCGGCAGGAAGGUGAGACAUCCGCCAUGAUCUUUACCAUCCCCUACAUCAUCAGCUACGUUUCUAGGAUAAUGGCCUUGGAAGAAGGAGAUAUUAUCCUGACAGGGACGCCGAAAGGAGUUGGCCCUGUUAAAAUAAACGAUGAGAUCCAAGCUGGCAUAGACGGGGUCGUCAGUAUGAGAUUUAAGGUGGAAAGGCCAGAAUAUUGAGUCUAUACAAAACAUCCUAACUUCUUAAGUUUCAGAAGAGAAGGGAGCCGGACAGAAAGGAGCCAAGGUUAUUAAAAGUGACAAUCCUUUAAUAAGAAACCAAUUUUUAAAGAUGACUUGAUUGGAUUGCUGUGCCUCAACUCAGGAAAGAUGGAAACUCCAAGAAAAACAUGACCUAGAAGAGCUGGGUUAGAAAUGGAAAGGAGAAAAGAGUGCCUGUCUGUCUUCUAGGAAACAAACAAUAAAAUGUGAUGUCUCCAACGAGGAGAAUUUAUCAAACCAAA